Molecule: messenger RNA, 4948 nt
Organism: Gymnodraco acuticeps
Lineage: Eukaryota; Metazoa; Chordata; Actinopteri; Perciformes; Bathydraconidae
Gene: fbxl16
Product: F-box and leucine-rich repeat protein 16
Exons: 7
Coding region: 426-1934 (502 amino acids)
Biological process (GO): SCF-dependent proteasomal ubiquitin-dependent protein catabolic process
Cellular component (GO): SCF ubiquitin ligase complex
Molecular function (GO): protein binding
Source: RefSeq, a predicted model, not a curated record
GCUCCUCGGUCCUAUCUCUUUAAAUGAGACAGAGCUGCUCCGCUCUGCGCGUGUGUGUGCGUGUGUGUGGAGGAGACAUUACGAGGAAGAGAGGGCCACUGUGUUGUGGAGGAGGAACAGGCGAUCGGAAACACAAACCAGAGGAUAUUUCGCUUCGAUUUCAGCGUUUUUCUGCAGAGGAUGCUGAGCGUCGCCUCUCUCUGCGGCUGAUUCGGAUUCCGGACCCGCGGAAGCUUCGCGUGUCUGCGGGCUGGGUGGGCGCAUCCCUCGCCUCCCGAUAGGACACAACGGGCAGGGCUCUGAUCAUUAUUUAUUUCGCUCUCUCCGCGCCGCAACGUCGGGAGGAAGGUGACCGACAGGCAGCGAGCACAGCCGGGCUGACCAUGGAUUAAUGCCCGAGAGGAUUUUCAUCUGAGAGGUUCCCGAUGUUGAACAUGUCCUCCCCCAGCGAGCUGAAGUCUCCCUGUGUGACUCGUAACGGCAUGGUGAAGCUCCCCCCCAGCCAGCCCAACGGCCUGGGCAGUGCCAGCAUCACCAAAGGGACCCCCGCCGCCAAGAACCGCCUGUGCCAGUCCUCCUCGGUACCCUCCAUCCUGCCCCCCCCGCCCUCCUCCCUGCCCUACCACCACCACCACCACCUGGACGGCCCCGGCCUGCCCCACCCAGCCUCCUCUCUGCUGGACAUGGAGCCCGGGAAGCCUCUGGUGGGCCUGAAGCCGUCCCUCCGUCAGCUGCCCCCCCUCACCCUCCCCAAGCCCCUGCUGCUGGAGCGCCAGCUGGUGCUGGACGAGAAGCUGCUGAACCGGCUGCUCUGGUACUUCACCACGGCCGAGAAGUGCGUGCUGGCGCAGGUCUGCAAGACAUGGCGCAAGGUGCUGUACCAGCCAAAGUUCUGGGACGGGGUGACCCCGAUCCUGCACGCCAAGGAGCUGUACACCCUACUACCCAGUGGGGAGAAGGAGUUCGUCAGCCUGCAGGCCUUCGCUCUGCGGGGCUUCCAGUCUUUCUGCCUGGUGGGCGUCUCAGACCUGGACAUUUGUGAGUUCAUCGACAACUACCCGCUGUCCAAGAAGGGGGUCCGCUCCGUCAGCCUGAAGAGGUCCACCAUCACCGACGCAGGGCUGGAGGUGAUGUUGGAGCAGAUGCAGGGCCUGAUGCACCUGGAGCUGUCGGGCUGUAACGACUUCACGGAGGCCGGGCUGUGGUCCAGCCUGAACGCCCGCCUCACCUCGCUUAGCGUCAGCGACUGCAUCAACGUGGCGGACGACGCCAUCGCUGCCAUCUCUCAGCUGCUGCCCAACCUGUCCGAGCUCAGCCUGCAGGCCUACCAUGUGACCGACACCGCCAUGGCCUACUUCACCGCCAAGCAGGGCUACACCACCCACACCCUGCGGCUCCACUCCUGCUGGGAGAUCACCAACCACGGGGUGGUGAACAUGGUGCACAGCCUGCCCAACCUGACAGCCCUCAGCCUGUCCGGCUGCUCCAAAAUCACAGACGACGGCGUGGAGCUGGUGGCCGAGAACCUGAGGAAGCUCCGCAGCCUGGACCUGUCCUGGUGCCCCCGCAUCACCGACAUGGCCCUGGAGUACAUCGCCUGUGACCUGCACAAGCUGGAGGAGCUGGUGCUGGACAGGUGUGUGCGGAUCACAGACACCGGGCUGGGCUACCUGUCCACCAUGUCGUCAUUAAGGAGCCUCUAUCUACGCUGGUGCUGUCAGGUGCAAGAUUUCGGUCUGCAGCAUUUGUUUGGGAUGAGGAGUCUUCGCCUACUGUCUCUUGCAGGCUGCCCCCUGCUGACCACCACCGGGCUGUCGGGCCUGAUCCAGCUGCAGGAGCUGGAGGAGCUGGAGCUCACCAACUGCCCCGGGGCCACGGCCGAGCUCUUCAAGUAUUACUCCCAGCACCUGCCGCACUGCAUGGUCAUCGAGUAGGACCGCCGCCAUCCUCCUACCUUCCUCCUACCUUCCUCCUCCUUACUCUUCAUCACUCUUUCAGUGCAGGAGACCGUACCGCUCCUCAUUUCCUGCCCCCCCUUCCUCGCCCGUCUUCCUCCUCCACCCCCCAUUGAGUAGACUGGCCCCCAGGCGGACAGAGAGGCAGGAGCGAUGGAACGUGUCGGAGCCGGAGGGCGGCGGAGCUUCAUUUGAGAAGAUGCUGGAGCGGAGACGUCUUGUCUGACAGCAGGUUUCUUUUUUUCAGAAUUAACUAAAGGUUUUCGUUUACGGGAGAGAGCUUCUCUAAAGACUUUGAUGAUUUUUUUUUAAGCUGAAUGGACAUAUCUAGAAGCAGCGGAGAGGAAAAGGGAAAUACAGACUUUGGUGUUUGAGCUGGUGGAACUCAUACACUAUAAACACACUCACACACAUACUGUAUAUGGUAAGUAAAACUCAGACCAUGACGUUUCUAUUUUCAUCACUCUGUGUAAUAUAUCUGCUGUUAUUUUCUUUUCUGAGGAGGUCUUAAAGGUCCAGGUUUCCCUUGUUUAGAGAGAGAUCCAUACUGCUGGAGAAACAGGAAACAGAGAACUAAAGAACAGGAAGUGAACGACAGGGAUGGAACCCUCUCUUUUCCCCACUUCCUGUGUGUGAAGUGUGUUUCCUGGACUCACAGGAUCCCCUCUUUUUGGGAUACCACCACCUUUUUCCAUUUCUGUGUCUUAUCAGAAAAAAGGAGACAAUUUGAAAAACAACAGUUUACAUUUCUUUGUGUUGGCGUUGAGUGGCUCAUCGUUUCUCCCUGCAUUUUUUGUACGCAUAUGAUUUGAUUUACAGAUCUGGAGGAUGGGCUGUAAACUGUAAACGUUUUGAACAGAAAGGCAGUUCAGACAGUCCAGACUGUCAUUCUUCAGAGUCUGCUGACGGUACCAGGCUUUCCUAUCCUAAAUUAAUCAUAUUGAAAACAAAGAGCUUGAUAUUUCUGGAUUGAAACUAAUAAAUACCUUCCUUUAGAAUGGGUCUGGAAGUGGCCUUUCUCUUGGUGAGAUCAUUUAAUCCAAAUUAGAGGAGAUCUGAUUUUGUAAUUAACCUCUAUACUGAUGAUAUUUAUUGUUUGAGUUUGAGCGUAUAUGUUUAUGAGGCUGCUAAUGCAUUGUGUGCCCCCCCCCCCCUCCUUAGCUAAGGCCAGGUUACUCCAGCUACAAAGGGAGGCGUUCAGUAUUCAAUAUCAAAGACGUGCUUACAGUGUCUGCUGCAGAACAGGAGCUGAGGGCCUUUUAUAAGCAAUGAAUGCCACUAACUGUUCCUACUGACCCAGAGUCAGGGAAACUUAGGAAUGGUGUUCGAUGUUCAUGUUUUGACUUUGUGUUUAACUCAAUACAUUGAAAUCAAUGGAAUCAAAUAACAGCCAUACAUUACAGUAAUAACCCGACAAAAGGAAAUACAUGUCUCUUUAUGAAGUAAUAACCCCCUGCACUUUGUAACAUUCUGCCUCAUUUGGUAAUCAACAGCUUCAAUGGAAAAGGUAGAAAAUGUUCCUGCAAAAAAUCUAAUUUAAUUUAUUUCAAAAAUGUUAAAACUAUUUGCUUUUUAGGUUGUUUAUAGAAAAUGGCAGCAUAUUUUUACAAAAUGCAGUUGUUAUAACAUAAUGUGCCUUUCUAAGUAAAUAUAAAAACAGGCAAAAACACAACAUAGGUUAAAAAUAGUAGCGCCGAUUGUUCAGGAGAAUGCUUUUAUUCAUUUUAAACCUGUCCCCAUGUUAUUUGUUGACUGACCCGCUGAGAUAUGUUUGAUGUAAUGAUAUGUGUUGAAAGAUGUUGGAGUAGCCUUUACAAUGUGCUUAGUCUCAUUACUAAUGGGGGAGUUGGCAGGAAACCAGCCUCUCCAACAGCACCACAGAUACAUGUUGAACACAGUGUUUUCAAACCUGAGCUUAAAUGUAGAUAGAGGCUAAUGCAGCAUGUACCACCUGUAACCUAAAUCAAAAUUACCAUUUUAAAUAUGGAGCCUCUUGUUGGGGAAACACAGUGAAGAAGGAAGUUACUUGAAAAGUUCAACUGUGUGUCUUAAGGAUGUUUUUUGGGUCUUGUUUUUUUGCAGCUCUACCUGGUUGGUCAAGUAAUGUUGACAGUGCAACCCAAAAGCUACAAACGAGACAGAAAGAGAGUUACUUGUCAGAUGAUCGGACUGGCUGUUACAAAGUUAGUCAGACUAAUCUGGAAGAAAAGUAGAAGGUCAAUGCUUGAAUUAUGAACCAAAGUUUAAAUGAAUUCUUAUUUUCCUCAGACCUUAGAUUGCACAUCUAUAAACUGAGCUAAGCUAGACAGAGCUUUGUAUUCAACGUUGUACUGCUAUACCGGUACAAAAAGGCUUCUGAAAGUGUGUCUGACUCUGGGUAAGUGGGCAAAGUCAAGUCUCUAAUAACCCGAUAUGGAAGAGGAUUAGGGCCACACAAAUUCAGACUUUAUACACAGAAUCCUGAGUCAAGUCAGAAUUCAGAGAAAGACAGAACUCAAUAAAUAUUAGUGCAACAUGACAGUUUUUUUAGUUCUGUCCAAAAUGAGUCAAAAUUGUACAUUUAAUGUAAGACUCCUGGCUUUAUUAUUAUAAUUGGGACUUAAAGGUCACCUAUUAUGCAAAAUCCACUCUUUCAUGUCUUUUAUACUUAAACAUGUGCAGGGCUGCCCCUCGCCAACUUGUGGCCCCACGCAAAGUUAUGUGAUGAGACCCUCUGUGUCGGCGAUACUGUGGCGCGUUUAAUUGCGCCGCAUUUACGCUUCAGAUGAUGGCCCCCUCCGCGAGGUGAGGCCCCACGCAGUCUGCGUGAUCUGCGUGUAGGGAGGGGCGGGCCUGAGCAUGGAAAGAGAUUCUGAAAGUUUCAGGAACAAAGAUUCUCUCUCUUUUUGUCCUGAUCCAUUUCUAUAAAAACCUGUCUGAAAAUGAGAUGAUCAGAUUUUGGCCACUUUAUGAUGUCAUAACGAUUUUUCGGCUUGUGUAACCAUUAGCCAAUC